AUGAGCAUGGAAGACUUGGCACAACUGAGCUUUGUGAACGAAGACUUUCUGCGAAGGCAUGGCUUGAACGUGUCCAACGUGUUGGACUACUUUUACACCUCACCCUUCUAUCUCCGCUGUGGGGGCCCCGAGUCUGUCAAUGAACGACGCCGUCGCGGGCAACGCGUCGAGGCAGGGGCUGCGGGCAUCGAGUUUGUAGUGGCGGCGGCCAACGCAGAUGCGCGGGAAGGGCGCCUUGAGACCUCCAUCUUCGUCUUGCAGCGCGUGCUGCGACGAGCCGGGGAGCCUGCCAUCGCGCAGGAUGUGUUCUAUGUCUUGGCAGGUGCUGUCUACAAGGCGCCCCACGUUGUAGACAUCUUCGAUGGCGCACUUUGCCAGGCAGCACGUGCUGCCAAUAGCAUCCUCAAGAAGCAGCUCGAGGUCUUCCGAGAGGCGCCGGAGGAGGAGGGCUCCUAG
Symbiodinium natans is the source of this 456-nucleotide messenger RNA. Lineage: Eukaryota; Dinophyceae; Suessiales; Symbiodiniaceae. The record is from the annotation of a GenBank genome assembly.